AUGACGUCUCUCUGGUGGACCGACGGAAGGAGGCCUUACGAGGGCUGGCUUGCCGAUGGAUUGAACAACCAGCACCGGUGGCCGGAGUUGGAGCACUAUGUCAUUUCCCAGUCGGGGAAAGGGAGCGGUGCCGAGGAGUCAGUGCCGGUAGAGGUCGGUGCUGGGACUCCUUCUCGGUACCGGAGUGAUCCGGUGCCGAAGGGGCGCUCCUUACCGAGGCAGUCUGUUGGGCGCUCGAACCUGACUGCCACAGUGCAGAGAGGAGUAUAUCCAGUAGGAAAUGAAUCACAGACUGAGGUCAGCAACUGGGAUUUGAGUAACCCCUUCUUCUUUGUGGGCGCAAUGGUAUCCACAAUAGGCUAUGGCACCCAGUGUCCUAAAACAGUUGCUGGCCAGAUCUUCUGUGUCUUUUUUGCUUCAUUUGGAAUUCCUUUGACUAUCGUUUUCCUGCACCGGGUCAGUAAGAUGCUUUCUCUGCUGUGUGAAAGGCUUGAGAGAUGUCUGUAUGAGAGGGGAAUGAAAAGGAAGAAGAUCAAGUUUCUGACCCUUCUCUUCUUCCUGGUGAUGGGCAUUCUAGUGUUCCUGGGUCUGCCAUCAGUUGUCUUCCAGGUGGUGGAGGGCUGGUCCUACAGUGAAGGAUUUUAUUUUGCAUUUAUCACCCUGAGUACUAUUGGCUUUGGAGAUUACGUAGUAGGUAAGGAGAAUAGUACUUCUCUCUGA
Messenger RNA from Gopherus flavomarginatus (Mexican gopher tortoise), 720 nucleotides. RefSeq names its product potassium channel subfamily K member 16-like. Gene Ontology annotation, cellular component: membrane. Gene Ontology annotation, molecular function: potassium ion leak channel activity. The transcript has 5 exons. Gene Ontology annotation, biological process: potassium ion transmembrane transport; stabilization of membrane potential. Lineage: Eukaryota; Metazoa; Chordata; Testudines; Testudinidae. The record is from RefSeq and is a predicted model, not a curated record. Bases 1 to 720 code for a protein of 239 amino acids.